AUGACCGACGAAGGACGACAAAUAACGGAGGAGGAGCAUAUCGAUGGCCCGCAGCAGACGGGAAAGGUUGCAAGGGAUCGUGCAGGGGUAGUGCCAGGUGUGGGGGAGGAAACCGUCGCAAAAUACGUUCCCGGAAACAAGAUUCAAAUCACGGAAGUCGUCGCCAUGAAGCAAAAGAAAAAGAAGCUUUAUGUCGCGUUCAGCCGAAGAACCUUAAACAAGAAGAUAGAGUACCAAUUGACUGAGACGGCUGGCGAUACCACAAAACUCUACAUGAACGGGAAGUGGUUUCCUCAGGAUCAAGUCUAUGUGUUCCCAGCUGAGAAUGUCAACUCCUCUUACAUCAUGAGUUCUCCCCCAGCAUCACCGAAUGAGAAGGAGUUCUCCAGUCCCUGUACACGGCACUCCAAUGCGUCAUCAUCAUCCACUCUUCGUUCUAGCAUAACUCUCAAGUCGCUACGACACGUAGCAAACAGCUUCGGACUGUUGCUACCAAGAAAGAAGCCAGCUGAUGUAGAACAGCAGGCUGACUCUACAGUUGGCGAAGACGAAGACGAUGAAGAAGGUGAUGGGCCUAUCUUCCCACCGGGUGGGUCAGGGCCGUAUCCAACUAAAGUGCGAACACUGGAAAAAUGUCCGAAUGGCUACGCACGACUCGCAGCCUUCAAUGCAAGUGAACAAAACUUCAUGCUCUACCGCGGCUUCAGCAGCGUUCACGCACGCCUCCUCUUAAGUCUUCAAGCCAGUAUUCAGAAGCUCGAAGCCGAGCUAGACGGCAUUGACCGCUUCCAUGACACCCUUCCCGAGGCCUAUAAGAAGCGCUUGCGAUCCUGGGAUCUCGACGUCGCAGCCUGCAGACAAGAGAAAGAGGAAGCAAAGGAAGACGGAGACGAAGACGAAGUCCGGACGCGAGAAGAUAUCCUAGAGGAACUGAGAAUCAAAGUGAACCGGUACGACGAGCUACUGAUCAAAGCGAGAGAGCUCAUCUCUUUCCAACGGCCGACCGAACGUGAUUACCAGAGCGUGAGGAACUGGUUUCACAAUAUUGCGCCCCUCGUCGACGAGGAGCAAGAUUAUAUAUUGUGGAAAGAGGAUAUCGUGACGCUCAGACAUGGGAGGGAGUGGGCAGGCUUUGACGGCAUGGUCGAAGCGAUGUUACAUAAGAUAGACAGCCCACCUAUUCAAUGGCUCUUUCGGACCGAUGAUCAGAGGCGUAAAUCCACAGAUAAGAGAAAUUACUAUUUUGCUCCUUCAAGAGUGUCGACGCUGGUAAAUCUCUGCAUUACUAUUGCGCUUUUCUUGCUGCUGGUAGCUCCGGUGUUGGCGAUGUAUCGUCUCUCAACUUUCAAGACUACCGAGUGCGUAUUCGCAGCCAUCGGGGUUUUGAUGGUCUUCACGUUGCUGUUUGCUGCAGCUAUGUCGCUGCUCACGAAGGCGAAGAGGCAUGAGUUAUUUGCUGCAGCCGCAGCGUAUUGUGCCGUCUUGGUGGUUUUUGUUGGGUCCACUAACUUCAAUUGA
This is a messenger RNA of Alternaria burnsii, 1518 nucleotides long. RefSeq lists its product as uncharacterized. The transcript has 6 exons. The record is from RefSeq and is a predicted model, not a curated record. The coding region runs from base 1 to 1518 and encodes 505 amino acids. NCBI's taxonomy places the organism in Eukaryota, Fungi, Ascomycota, Dothideomycetes, Pleosporales, Pleosporaceae.